AAUACUACUCCUAUACUUUGGUUCUCGCCCUAACCUCCUUAUAUCUUCUCCUUCUUUAGUAGAGGAAUGCUUCACUAAGAACGACAUCAUUUUUGCGGACCGGCCUAGAAUCCUAUUUGGAAAACACUUCGCGUUCGACUACAAUACUGUCUUUUGGGCAUCCUACGGCGAAUAUUGGCGCGAGCUAAGAAAGGUUGCUACGGUUGAGAUAUUUUCUCGCCGGAGAACCCAAAUGUACGCCCGCAUGCGCCAGGAAGAAGUUCACCGGAUGAUGCAACGCCUCGCGAGGGCCACAAAGGAUUCCGGUAUGGUGGAUCUAAGUUCCGCUUUCUUCGAGUUGACGUUGAGUAUCACGAUGAGGAUGGUAGCCGGAAAGCGGGAACAUCUUAGCGAGGAUGAGAAGUUGGAGGAAGCUAAGAAGUUGAGGGAGAUUAUUAAAGCCUCUAAUUUGUUGAAUACGAAUAUACCGGAUUAUGUUCCGUUGUUGAGAUGGACCGGUAGGAGGGGUAAGUUGCUGAAGGUGCUGGAAGAUUUACAGUCACAAAGGGAAGGAUUCAUGCAAAGCCUGCUUGAAGAGAGAAGAAAGAUUCUGAGUGAAGUCGGUGACCUUAAUCAGGAAGAAACUAAUAUUAAGUGCAUAAUUGAUGUCUUUUUGUCUCUUCAACAGAAUGAACCUGAGUUCUAUACAGAUGAUAUGAUCAACGGAAUGGUUCAGAUGAUGAUAGUUGGCGGAUCCGAGACAACAGCUAUUCUAAUGGAAUGGGUUCUUUCACUUUUACUUAACCAUCCAAAUGUUGUGAAGAAAGCCUACCAAGAGAUCCAGAAUCACAUCGGCGGAUCAAACAGGCUAAUUGAUGAGUUCGACCUGAACCAUCUCCCUUACCUUCAAGCAAUCAUCGAUGAAACCCUUCGCUUGUACCCGUCACCUGCAAUCCUCAGUCACCACGUGGCAUCUAAGGAUUGCACGGUUGGAGGCUACAACAUCCCACGUGGCACGUUCCUAAUCGUGAACCUCGAGGCGAUUCAAACGGACCCUAAGCUUUGGGACGAACCCACAACAUUUAAACCCGAAAGGUUUUUGAAUGUGGAGAAAAAAGACUUUGGAUUUAGUUAUUUGCCAUUUGGGUAUGGUAGAAGAGCAUGUCCUGCUGAGGUACUUGGUAUGAAGGUUAUGGGCUUGGCAUUUGGGUCUCUCAUUCAAUGCUUUGACUGGGAUCGAGUUAGUGAGAAGUUGCUAGAUAUGAAAUUGAGCGAAGGUGGAGAAUUCAAUAUGCCUAGAGUAACACCACUUUUGGCAAAGUGUAAGAUUCGCCCUGAAAUGGCUAAUCAUCUAUUUUAGCAUAUGCUGGUAAGAAUAUACUCUUUUUGUUCCGAAAGGAUCAUCUAAUUUGAAAAUUUAGUUUUAGUAUAAAUUGUACAAAAUUAAAAUAAUAAAUGGACAAUCAGUUCGAACAGAGAGAGAGAGUAUGUAUGGUUAGUUUUAUUCUUUGAAAUUGUGCCGUAGGCAUGUGUAAUGUACAAUAAAG
Messenger RNA from Oldenlandia corymbosa var. corymbosa, 1526 nucleotides. The record is from the annotation of a GenBank genome assembly. Lineage: Eukaryota; Viridiplantae; Streptophyta; Magnoliopsida; Gentianales; Rubiaceae.